AUGGCUCCCAUUCUGUCCUACAUCCUGGCCCUCGGUGCCCUGGCCAGCACUGCCGUAGCCUCACCUACAUAUCCCUCUGCAGAGCCUGUCAAGUACCAAAACAACACCCUGUACACCUUCCAGCAUCAAGGCUGUACCGGCUCCGCCUUCGUCUUCCGCGACUUCCAGCCCAACACGUGUGCCGUAUCCAUCACACGCGCUGGCCUCAACAUCAGCCAAGCCAUCGCCGACAAACUCACGCUCGUCAAGUCUGGCCGCCUUGUCCGCAACGAAAUCGGGUACACAGACCCCACCUUCGCCGCAUGGAACGAAGGCCCGGGGAGCAACGCGGAUGGGCCCCUUCAGUGCGGCACUGUCCGCGACAGCGAGGUCGUCAAGGGGAACACGCUGUGUCUUAGCACUCCUGACAACGUAAACGACCACGGUUACAGCUACUACCGCGACAACAGCACCGAUGAUUCGCAUGAUGUGCAGAAGACGGAUGCGCCCCCCUGCACUGGUCAGCAUCAUAUUGACGGUGUGUUCAUUGCUGGAGCUAUCUACACCAUUGUUGAUAUUCCUGAGGAGAUUGCGCUAGAGCUCCUGAUUAUGGUUCUCGAUGGCCGUACUACCGUUAGGGCUGAGCUUGAUAUUUAUAUCGUCGGGUAG
Bipolaris maydis ATCC 48331 is the source of this 648-nucleotide messenger RNA. RefSeq lists its product as uncharacterized. The record is from RefSeq and is a predicted model, not a curated record. Lineage: Eukaryota; Fungi; Ascomycota; Dothideomycetes; Pleosporales; Pleosporaceae.